This is a messenger RNA of Phoenix dactylifera (date palm), 3703 nucleotides long. The record is from RefSeq and is a predicted model, not a curated record. Lineage: Eukaryota; Viridiplantae; Streptophyta; Magnoliopsida; Arecales; Arecaceae.
CUCUCAUUCCACCCCUUAUCCCCCAACCCAAAGGCCAUACAUAGAGGACCGCCGGAGCUAUGGCUGCGAGCUCCCCAAACCCCAAGAACCCUCACCGCCGGUGAAUGGACGCCGCUGUGCUCCUCGCUUCUUCCGUUUUCUCGAGUCUGCUCACCUCCACUGAAGCCAAGAUGGCCGCCCGAGCCUCCUCCUGCCUCGUUUUUUCACAAGGGACUCGCUUUUCUAUCGGCAGGGCUGCCCCUUUUAGGCCGGUUCUCCUCGCCCGCCCUUUUUCCACUGAUUCCACCGAGGGCUGUCUUGGUUCUGGUUCGAAAAGGAGAGCCAGAGGGCCUGUGAUGGCAGCGAAGAAAGCAGCAGAAGGUGAGAAGCAAGAAGAGGGGAAGUAUAAGCACACAGUGGAUUUGCCCAAGACAACGUUUGGCUUGAGGGCCAAUGCAGUGGUGAGGGAGCCGGAGAUUCAGAAGAUGUGGGAGGACAACCAGGUGUUUCAGAGGGUGGUGGAUGGAAACACCGGGGUGGGUUUUAUUGGCUUAAGUGGGUAAUUUUGUUCUUCAUGAUGGUCCACCAUAUGCUAAUGGCAAUCUACACAUGGGCCAUGCAUUGAAUAAAAUUUUAAAGGAUAUUAUUAAUCGGUACAAGCUACUUCAAAACUACAAAGUCCGUUUUGUUCCUGGCUGGGAUUGCCAUGGCCUUCCAAUAGAAUUAAAAGUUUUGCAGUCAAUGGAUCAAGAUGCCAGAAAGGAGCUAACACCAUUAAAGUUGAGAGAAAAAGCUGCUAAAUUUGCCAAAGAAACUGUGAACAUUCAGAUGAAAUCCUUCAAGCGCUAUGGAAUAUGGGCAGAUUGGAACAAUCCUUAUCUAACCCUUUCUCCAGAAUAUGAAGCUGCUCAGAUAGAAGUGUUUGGUCAGAUGACCAUGAAGGGUUACAUCUAUAGAGGUCGAAAGCCUGUUCAUUGGAGUCCAUCCUCACGUACAGCUCUUGCAGAGGCUGAGUUAGAGUAUCCUGAAGGGCACGUAUCUACAAGCAUAUAUGCUAUUUUCAAGAUUAUUAGUGCUCCUCCAGCUUCAUAUGGUUUAUUUGAGGAAUUUCUUUCAGAUUUAUGUCUGGCUAUAUGGACGACUACUCCUUGGACUAUUCCAGCAAAUGCUGCUGUUGCAGUGAAUCCCAAGCUUCUAUACGUGGUGGCUGAAGUGCAUUCCAUCCUAAAAGACACUGCAUUAUCUAAAGAGAAACAAGCAAAUCUCAGCAGAGCUUUGAAAGCUGGGCAAACAAAGGCCUUUGUAGUAGUGGCAUCAGAGCUUGUAUCAACACUUGAAUCCAAGUGGGGGGUGAAACUGAUGGUGAAGAAAACUUUCCAUGGAUCAGCCCUGGAGAAUUUCAGGUAUUUACAUCCUGUGAGUGGCAAGGAAUGUCCUGUUGUCCUAGGAGGAGACUAUAUUACAACACAGUCAGGAACAGGACUUGUUCAUACUGCCCCAGGCCAUGGUCAGGAAGACUAUGCAACUGGCUUGAAAUAUGGACUACCUAUACUUUCUCCAGUGGAUGAUGAAGGAAAGUUUACGGAAGAAGCUGGACAGUUCAGUGGUUUAGAUGUCCUCGGGUCUGGUAAUGCUGCUGUCGUGAAAUAUCUGGACGAACAGUUGUCACUGAUUUUAGAAGAGCCAUAUAAGCAUAAGUACCCUUAUGAUUGGAGAACAAAGAAGCCAACAAUAUUCAGAGCCACGGAACAGUGGUUUGCUUCUGUGGAUGGUUUCCGGCAGACUGCUAUGGAUGCAAUUAAUGAAGUGAACUGGAUUCCUGCACAGGCAGUUAAUAGAAUCAUAGCUAUGACUUCUAGUCGCUCUGAUUGGUGCAUUUCACGACAAAGAACUUGGGGUGUUCCCAUUCCAGUUUUCUAUCAUGUGCACUCGAAAGAACCACUGAUAACUGAGGAAACUAUUGCUCAUAUCAAGGCUAUAGUUUCAAAUAAGGGUAGUGAUGCAUGGUGGUACAUGUCAACUGAGGAACUUCUUCCUCAUAAGUAUCGUGACAAAGCUUCGGAGUAUCAGAAGGGAACGGAUACAAUGGAUGUUUGGUUUGAUUCUGGCUCAUCCUGGGCUGCUGUCUUGGGGAAAAGGGAUGGUCUUAGUUUUCCAGCAGAUUUGUAUCUUGAAGGUACAGAUCAGCAUAGAGGGUGGUUCCAAAGCUCUUUGUUGACCAGUAUUGCUUCAACAGGAAAGGCUCCUUAUUCAUGUGUUAUAACACAUGGUUUUGUACUCGAUGAGAAGGGUUUGAAAAUGAGCAAAUCCCUUGGUAACAUUGUGGAUCCAGAAAUUGUUAUUAGUGGAGGAAAAAACAUAAAGAAUGAACCUGCUUAUGGAGCUGAUGUUCUCCGUCUUUGGGUUUCCAGCGUUGAUUAUGCUGGAGAUGUAAUGAUUGGCCCUCAAAUUCUUCGUCAGAUGUCUGAUAUGUAUAGAAAAUUACGAGGAACAUUGCGAUUUCUUUUGUCAAAUCUGCAUGAUUGGAAAAUAGAGAAUGCUGUUUCAUACAGUGAGCUUCCCAAACUUGACAAAUAUGCAUUAUUUCAACUUGAAAAUAUUGCGGAUGCCAUCAGAGACAGUUAUGAAAACUAUCAGUUCUACAAGAUCUUCCAGAUCAUACAGCGCUUUGCCAUUGUUGAUUUGUCAAACUUUUACUUUGAUGUUGCUAAAGAUAGACUUUAUGUGGGAGGUACAAGCAGUUACACAAGGAGGAGUUGCCAAACGAUUCUUGCAGCACAUCUUCUUUCCAUUGUUAGGGUGAUUGCUCCAAUUUUGCCACACUUGGCUGAGGAUGUUUGGCAAAACCUUCCCUUUGGCUAUGUGAAAGAGGAUGGUUCUGUUGCCAAAUUCGUUUUUGAGCUAAAAUGGCCAGGUGUAAAUGAAAAAUGGCUUGCAAUGCCAGCUGACGAUGUUGAUUUCUGGAGGAUAAUUCUUGAGUUGAGAUCAGAGGUGAAUAAAGUUUUAGAGAAUGCUCGAACUGGUAAGCUGAUUGGUUCCAGCUUGGAAGCAAAAGUGUAUCUUCAUGCAUCAGAUGGCGCCACAGCAACCAGACUACAGGAAAUGUGUACUGCCAUAAAUGAUGCAGAUGCUCUUCAUAGGAUACUUAUAACAUCUCAGGUUGAGAUUUUGAGUUCACUAGACAAUGAAUUGGUCACAAGUAUACCAUAUUCUGGUAGAUAUACAGAUAAGAGGACAGGUGAAAUAUGGAUAGGUGCGACUCGGGCCGGUGGUAUGAAGUGUGAGAGAUGCUGGAAUUAUUCACCACAAGUUGGUUCAUUUGUCGAGCACCCUACUCUUUGCGCUCGUUGCUUCAGUGUAAUUGAUGUACAACCACUUCCUGCCGCCGCCGGAGUCAGUUGAGUCUUCACAAAGGUGAAGGGUGAAGGUUCUGCAAUCUUGUGGUGUGUUAGACUUCCUCCAGUGACAUCACGUAUGCAGUAGAGUUCGUUUCUGUGCCCCUGAAUCAUCUGAUUUGGAAAAUAUUCAUUUUUUUGAAUCACAAUAAUUUUUUUAGUGCUAUAGGUAGAAAAGGAAAAAAUUUUGAUUGUUGGUUUACCAUGUAGCUGAAUGGGAUUCAGUUAAGGUAUAUUUUUCCCAAUAGAUAUGGAAAUUCUUUUGGAUUUAUGUAUUGAUCAUUUGCAAUAUUUAUCAAGAUUAUAAAGGUUCUUUAAGUUUGACAACA